This is a messenger RNA of Auanema sp. JU1783, 399 nucleotides long. NCBI's taxonomy places the organism in Eukaryota, Metazoa, Nematoda, Chromadorea, Rhabditida, Rhabditidae. The record is from the annotation of a GenBank genome assembly.
AUGCCUUGCAGUCGCGUUCGUACCAAGACGGUCAAGAAGGCUUCUAAGGUCAUCAUCGAGAAGUACUACACUCGUAUGACCAAUGACUUCCACACUAACAAGAGAAUCUGUGAUGAAGUUGCCGUCAUCGGAUCCAAGAAGCUCAGAAACAGAAUUGCUGGAUACAUCACCCAUCUUAUGAAGCGUAUUGAGCAAGGACCAGUCCGCGGUAUCUCCAUUAAGCUUCAAGAAGAGGAGCGUGAGCGAAGAGAUAACUACAUGCCAGAGAUCUCUAUCGUUGAUCCAACCCAAAUUGGAAUCCUUAAGGUUGACCCAACCACCAAGUCUAUGCUUGACAAAUUGGACAUCGCUCUUCCAAAUGUUAUUGUUGAUGACCAAAAGGCCGUCAAGAAAUUCUAA